This is a messenger RNA of Salvia miltiorrhiza (redroot sage), 2240 nucleotides long. Its product is annotated as pentatricopeptide repeat-containing protein At5g16420, mitochondrial-like. Lineage: Eukaryota; Viridiplantae; Streptophyta; Magnoliopsida; Lamiales; Lamiaceae. The transcript has a single exon. The coding region runs from base 60 to 1694 and encodes 544 amino acids. The record is from RefSeq and is a predicted model, not a curated record. Gene Ontology annotation, molecular function: protein binding.
AGUAACUUCUACUAUUACAGCAAUUUGUUUUGCCCGCCAGUAGUAUUUCACUAUUCACCAUGUUAAGUCAUCGGAAAAUUCACCCUCUCCGCCGCAUCACCGCCGCGGCCCACCCGUUCUCCGCCUUGACCUCCAACGACGACGACCACAUCUCCACCAUAAAAUCCAAAUCCGAACUCCUCCAGACAUACACAGUCACACCACCAAUCAAACCCUGGCCACGAAAGCUCACCCCCAAACGCCUCUGCUCCAUCAUCUCCCAACAGCAGAAUCUCGAUCUCGCCCUUCAAAUCUUCCAGCACGCCGGAAAUUACCACCCGAAUUUCCACCACACCUACGAAACCUACCACUCCAUCAUCCACAAGCUCUCCCGCCUGCGCGCCUUCGAGCCCAUACCCUCCCUCUUAAACGAGCUACGCGGAUCACAGAUCAAAUGCGGCGAAGACGUAUUCAUCACGCUGAUUAGGUAUUACGGCAUUGCCGGCAGGCCGAAGGAGGCGAUCCGAGUAUUCCUCCGAGUUAAUGAUUUUGGAGUGAAAAGGUCAGUUCGUUCAUUGAACACUUUAUUGAAUGCUUUGGUUCAGAAUAGGAAGUAUGAUACUGUCUACAUUAUGUUCAAAAAUUGCCAGAAAAGAUUCGAAAUCAUGCCCAAUAUGUUUACCUGCAAUAUACUGUUAAAAGCCCUAUGUAAAAAGGAUGAUGUAGAGGGUGCGCUCAAGGUGUUCGAUGAAAUGCCUAAGAUGGGAAUGGUGCCUAAUGUGGUUAGUUACACUACUAUUAUGUCGGGCUACGUGGACCGUGGUGAUAUGUUAGGAGCAAAGAGCAUGCUCGAUGAGCUUCUAGAUCGCGGUUGGUUGCCCGAUGCAACCACAUACACUGUUCUGAUGGAUGGAUUUUGUAAACUGGGGCAAUUUGUUGAUGCAACGAAGGUGAUGGAUGAGAUGGUGGAUAAUAGGGUUGAGCCGAAUGAUGUCACAUAUAAUGUCAUGAUAGAGGCAUUGUGCAAGGUGAAGAAGUCGGGGGAAGCAGUGAAUAUGAUCGGUGACAUGCUCGACAAUAACUAUAUGCCCAGCUCGUCUCUAUGUUGUAAGGUGAUCGAUGUCCUGUGCAGGGAAGGGAAGGCCGGUGAGGCUUGCAGCCUGUGGAAGCUAUUGCUGGUGAAGAACUGCACCCCGGAUAACGUGAUACUGAGCACGCUCGUGCAUUGGCUGUGCAAGGAAGGGAAGGUUUGGGAGGCGAGGAAGUUGUUUGAUGAGUUUGAGAAGGGCUCUAUACCUAGCCUUUUGACGUAUAACGUGCUUAUAGCGGGGAUGUGUGAGAGAGGGGAGCUGUGCGAGGCCGGGAGGUUGUGGGAUGACAUGGUGGGAAGGGGUUGCAAUCCGAAUUCUUUUACUUACAACCUGCUGAUAAAAGGGUUCUGCAAGAAAGGGUAUGCGAAGGAAGGGAUCAAGAUUUUUGAGGAGAUGAUGGAUAAAGGGUGCUCUCCAAAUGAAUCCACUUAUUCAAUCUUGAUUGAAGGGCUCUGUAGCUCUGGUUGUGAAGCAGAUGUGUUGAAUGUUGUUAGUGCUGCUGCCUCUAAUAAAGUGGCGAUGAAAUCUGAUUCUUGGAGAGUUUUAGUGAAUAAAUUUGUCCCUCAUCAUAGCAAUAUAAGCCACACUUUGGAAAACAUUUUAUUGGAAGAUGUGGCUGCUUAAGGUUUCCUUGCCCAUUAGUAGAGCAUCUAGCUCAAUUGGUAGACCGCGUGGUUUAUAACCACGGGGUCGUGGGUUCGAUACCCACAACAAGCGCCAUCGGACCUGUCCGGUUCGCCCGGUCCAGUAUUAAAAGGUUUCCUUGCCCAUUGAGUUUGGAUGAAUGCUUUGGAGGUCAGUGAUCAGGUUAUGCUCAUAAUGUUGAAGUAUGCUCAUAAUGUUGGAAGUGUGUAAGUCUUGAAUAGCUUCAAAAUCUCUGUGGCCAAAGCAAAUAGGGGAUAUCGCGCCUGUCAUUCUGAUAUUUUGUAUGGUUGUCAAUUUCUAGCGAACUAAUAUUAUUGUGACUAGCUAAAGUAGUAAAUUAAUGCCACCGCGACUACCUAAAGUUCGUAGACAUCCAACUAUGUUGUUUAAUACAUGGGGCGUUUAAAGCCGUUGAGACAUUUCUGAUGUUCACCUCAGUAUAAAUUCAUGUGUGAAAUCAUCAUCCGAUGAAAAUUUGUAUAUUUGUUGACAUGAUAUUUAAUUCAUGUGCAAAAUUUGCAGAAA